This is a messenger RNA of Anopheles gambiae (African malaria mosquito), 1547 nucleotides long. RefSeq names its product DNA-directed RNA polymerase III subunit RPC10 (gene Polr3K). Gene Ontology annotation, molecular function: zinc ion binding; nucleic acid binding; DNA-directed RNA polymerase activity. Gene Ontology annotation, cellular component: RNA polymerase III complex. Gene Ontology annotation, biological process: termination of RNA polymerase III transcription; DNA-templated transcription. The record is from RefSeq and is a predicted model, not a curated record. The coding region runs from base 105 to 431 and encodes 108 amino acids. Lineage: Eukaryota; Metazoa; Arthropoda; Insecta; Diptera; Culicidae. The transcript has 2 exons.
ACGUCACCGUGAACUAGGUAACGUCAAAUGAGAGUUGUGAAACGAUUAGAAAAAACCACGUUGCUGAAUGCUGGCGCUAGUUUAGUUAAUAAUAAUCGUUAGUAAUGUUGAUGUUCUGUCCCACAUGCGGUAAUCUACUGCUGGUGGAAGAGAGCACCGACUCGCUCAGGUUUUCCUGCAACACGUGUCCAUACAUCUGCAAGAUCCGGAGAACUAUUUCCAGCCGCAUCUACCCCACGCUGAAGGAGGUAGACCAUGUGAUGGGCGGUUCCGCAGCAUGGGAGAACGUUGACUCAACCGAUGCCGUAUGCCCUUCCUGCUCACAUAAUCGAGCUUACUUUAUGCAAAUGCAGACCCGUUCGGCGGACGAACCGAUGACCACGUUUUACAAGUGCUGCAACCAAACGUGUGGUCAUAAUUGGCGCGAUUAAGUGAAAGCUAAAGCUCGUUUAUACAAGCAACAUUAAAUCGAUGUUUUUCAGCAACAUUAUUAGUAGUGUACUCACGCGCCUAGUAGUAAGCAGUAUGAAACAAACACACAAACACAGGUACAGUACUCGUACUAGUCAAAACUAUACCGACGCUAACAGAAAACCGUACACAUUGCGGUACGCACCGAAAGAUGUGAAGGAGCAGGAGUCGAAGGUAAUAUCGACUAUCCGUAAGGAUGCAAAAGCGAUAGCAGUGGCAAAGCUACAGGCAGGUGAAGUGAUUGCAAUUCCUACAGAUACCGUGUAUGGGCUUACCUGCAGUGCCAACAAUCCGGAAGCAAUACACCGGUUGUACAAUAUUAAGGGCCGGCAUGAGCUAAAACCCGUCGCCAUAUGUGUGGCCAGCAUAGAGGAUGUGCGGCAGUGGGGCGAAACGGACCAUCUAAAUGAUGAGCUUUUGGGUGAACUUUUCCCCGGAGCGGUAACGCUCGUGGUGCGAAGAUCGUCGAAAUUAAACAAUCCCGCGCUGAACCCGGGUGUGGCAAACAUUGGCAUAAGAAUUACGGAAAACAAAUUCAUACAGCAUGUGUGUGAAGCGUUUCAGCAGCCGAUAGCACUGACCAGUGCUAACAAAAGCUCCAGCAAAAGCACUCUGAAUGUGGAAGAGUUUAAAGAACUGUGGGGUGAGCUGGGGGCCGUGUUCGAUGGAGGUCAGUUAGGUUUGUCGGAGGAGCAAAGGGCCGCGUCCACGGUGAUUGAUCUAUCCGAACCGGAGCGCUACAAGAUCAUUCGUUGGGGUGUUUCAGUGGAAAAAAUUAUUAAAACAGUUGAAAGGCAUAACUUUCGAGCAGUGGAGUAGCAGAGUGUUUGGUCAUAUAUGUUUGUCAUAUAAUAACAGCGCAUAGUUCGAACACACUCGAACAAAAUCGAACAAUGCUAUGCACUUUCCCGGCUCUUCCAGUAUUGCAGUUACACUAACAUGCAUGGUUCAAUAGAAACACUAAUUAAAAGAGCAAAAAAACAUGGUUCCUCCUGCUGUCCUUUGACCAGUAAAAUCAAGCGUAUCUAACCCGGCUUUACUUAAUAAAAUGUUAAAAUAAAACAACAGGCACUAAA